CCGGUGGGCGAAGGGCCGGAGGAGGAGGAGGAGGAUGACGGCCGAGCUACAGCAGCAGGGCCAGGAGGAGCGGGCCGCGGCCGGCGGGGCAGCGCAGGCCUGCAGUUUGCUCCUAAGCCAGCUGAAGGAGAUCACGGGCAUCCACAAUCCGCAGUUCCUCCAGGCGGCACUGACGGCUGCCGAUGGAAACCUAAUGCAGGCGGUUGGCUUCCUCACCAAAGUCAGUGACGGAGAGUCCGAGGGAGACCCCGCUGCUUCCGACUCUGAGGGAAGGGAAAGACAGGCCACCACUCAGAAUGAAGCCCCACAAGAUCAUGGCGAUAUUCAGGAACCCCUUCCUUCUGGCAGCCAAGAUUUCUCAACCGAGAAGAAGGACUUUGCUGCAACCACGAAUGCAGCCCACGAGCCCAGCGUAGCCGAAAACAAAAACCGUUCCAAAAGGAAACGCUGUGAAGUUUGGGGAGAGAACACCACUCAGCGGGACUGGAGGAGGGUCAGCGGAUGGCCGGUUGGGAUGAAGAACAUUGGAAACACCUGCUGGUUCAGUGCAGUCAUACAGUCUCUCUUCCAGCUGCCAGAAUUCCGGCACCUGGUCCUGAACUAUUCCCUGCCCGAAGCCGUCCUGGACAACUGCCGCAGCCGAAGUGAAAAGAGGAACAUCGCAUUCAUGCAGGAACUCCAAUAUCUCUUUGCUUUAAUGCUGGGAACACGCCGCAAAUUUGUAGACCCGACAACGGCCCUCGAACUUCUCAAAGGGGCAUUCAGAUCUCCCGAGGAACAACAGCAAGAUGUGAGCGAGUUCACCCACAAACUCCUGGACUGGCUGGAAGAUGCUUUCCAACUGACAGUGGAGGCCGAGAAUUCCCAGGACAAAUCGGAGAACCCCAUGGUCCAGCUUUUUUAUGGGACUUUCCUAACCGAAGGAGUUCACGAAGGGAAGCAGUUUUCCAAAAUCGAGACCUUUGGCCAGUACCCCCUGCAGGUCAACGGCUACAAGAACUUGCAGGAAUGCUUGGAAGGAGCCCUGGUGGAGAAGGAGAGCGAGCCAGGCCCUUCCAAGCAGGCACUGACCUACACACAAGAGCGCUGGUUUACAAAACUCCCCCCAGUCCUGACCUUUGAACUUUCCCGUUUUGAGUUCAAUCAAUCCCUUGGGCAGCCGGAGAAGAUUCACAACAAGCUAGAAUUCCCGCCAGUCAUUUACAUGGAUAGGUUUAUGUAUGGCAAUAAGGAAAUUAUUCAAGCAAAAAGAGAAGAGAUUGGAAAACUGAAAGACCAGAUGACGGCUCUACAGCAGCAGUUGGAAAAGUACCUGAGAUACGGCUCUGGCUCCGACCGCUUCCCCUUGCCGGAUAUGCUGCAGUCUGUUCUUGAAUUUGCAAGGACCAAGCUGUCCUGCGCAGCGACUCUGACAACAGCAGAAACUAAGGCCGAAAAAGAACCCUCGGAAACCCAUCCCGAGCCAAGCAGGUGCCCAGGGGAGACGUCAGAAGAGCCUGUUCCUCCUCGGGCCGUCUCCGCAGAUGAGAUGAGCCUGGUCAUUUCCUGCCUGCAGAAGUGGAGGGAAGAAGUCGAGCAAGAUAUAGAAGACUUGAAGACUUCCAUGCUGAUGCUUUCUGAGUCCAUGGAUGAUGUCUAUGCUGACCCUCAACUCUGCCAGGUCCCUUAUCACUUGCAUGCUGUGUUGGUCCACGAAGGCCAGGCCAACGCUGGCCAUUACUGGGCCUACAUCUACAGCCUGCCUCAGAAGACGUGGCUUAAAUACAACGACAUCGCCGUGGCUGAAUCCUCCUGGGAGGAACUCGAAAGGGAUUCGUUUGGCGGCUUGAAAAAUGCUAGCGCCUAUUGCCUCAUUUAUGUUAGUAAAAAGCUACCACACUUCGCAGCAGCUUAUGACGAUGGACAACCGGAGAGAGAAGUAGAAGUGCUGCCUCUGGAACUUCAACGCUACAUCGAAGAAGACAACUGGAGGGUAGAACAGGAGAUGGCCGAGCUGGAAGAGCAGUCCUGCAAAAUGGCCCAGAUGGAGCAAUCCUCUGAACCUCUGGAGUCCCAGAGCUUGUCUUCCGACUCAAGUCAAGAACGCUCCUUCCCCCGCGAGUGUGGGCCGCAUUCGCUCUCCUCCGAGCACGCCGUGAUGGCCAAGGAGCAGACUGCCCAAGCCAUCGCCAAGGCGGCCGACGUCUACGAGAAGGAUGGCAUCCCGGCUGCUCUUGACCAGCCCAAGGAGGCAGAUGCAGAGAAGGACCCCUCAGAGGAAGCCGUCCCCACGCCGCAGGCAGAAGAGCCCCCGGAAGCGGAGCGGAGGGAGCCUUCUGCCCCGCCCAGCUCUCAAGUCUCGGAAGUGGAGAUUCCCAGUGUGGGGAAGAUCCUAGUUAGAUCGGAUGCGGAUGGCUAUAACGAGGAGGUGAUGCUAAGCCCCGCCAUGCAAGGGGUGAUCCUGGCCAUUGCUAAAGCUCGCCAGACCUUUGAUCGCGAUGGGUCUGAAGCAGGGCUAGUCAAGGCAUUCCAUGAAGAAUAUUCCAGACUGUACUCCUUGUCGAGAGAGACCCCAACACCCCAGAAUGACCCCCGCCUUCAACACGUCUUAGUUUACUUGCUGCAGAACGAUGCCCCCAAGCAGGUGGUGGAACGGACCCUACUGGAGCAGUUUGCGGACAAAAACCUCAGCUACGAUGAAAGGUCCAUUAGCAUUAUGAAGGUGGCCCGAGAAAAGCUGAAAGGAAUUGGCCCAGAUGAGGUAGACAUGGAAGAGUACAAGAAAUGGCACGAAGACUACAGCUUGUUCCGCAAGGUGUCCGUUUAUCUCUUGACGGGGUUGGAGCUCUAUCAGAAAAACCAAUACUGCGAGGCCCUGACCUACCUGGUGUACGCUUACGAGACCAACACCGUCCUGCAGGCCAAAGGAACCAGCCGGGGUGCGGACUCCUCUCUGAUCGCUCUUUACAGAAGGAAGUGCCUCUUGAGGCUGAACGACGCUGCAGCCGCCCUCUUCGAAAGCAACGACGGGAAGGAAGUGGACGAAGGGGUGAGCGUCCUGAACGAGCUCAUCAUCCCCUGCAUGCACCUGAUCAUGAGCAACCACGUCUCCAGAGACGACCUGGACGCCAUCGAAGUCAUGAGGAACCGCUGGUGUGCCUACCUGGGAAAGGACGUGGGUGAGAAGUUGCAGAUGAAGCUGGGCGAGUUCCUGCCCCGCCUGCUGGAUUGUUCCCCGGAAGGGGUGGUUCUCAAAGAGCCCCCCAAGAUCCGCCCCAACUCACCCUACGACCUCUGCAGCCGAUUUGCAGCUGUGAUGGAGUCCAUUCACAGGGCCUCAGCGGUGGCCGUGAAAUAAGAGCGGCCAGCUCUCUCGGCUCAAGCCCCGCAGGCCCCCUGAGCCCCCACCCCCCACCCCAGGAGCGGAAUCCGGUUGCCAGACGACUCUGGGGAAGGAUGGAUCCUCGAGGGACAGGGGGGCUGCGCUGAAAGACUCCUCCUUCCGCCCGAACAGCUGUGCAUGUCUAGGAAAGAGGUGGCAGGGGUGGGGGUCUCGGACAUGCCCUAGUUGCAUGCAGGCAUGGAUUUUGGAAGACCCACUUGUUAAUUAUUGACUUUAGUUCCUGCAAGGAGCUUGUGGGGAGAGUUUUUAGGAGAAAUCUGCCCUUUUACACUAAGCGUUGUAUAUAGACAAUUCCAUUUUGCCAAGUUGGCGCUUGAUCGGGCCAGUGGUUUCAGGGGCUUCUUGAGCGCAUUCUGUGUGGACCCCGUGAACUUUUUAAAGGCACCUGCCACACAUGUUGAUCUCCCAACGGCACCGCUGGGCUCCAUGAAUGGUGCAAUUAAUUGGGAGGAGGACUGCAUGGAAAAUACUGGCAAGGGGCACUUGAUCCUUGCUGACCUUCAAGUACAGCAAGUUCGGGCAUAAGUCAAGCCAUCGGCAGGGGGUUAAAUAACACACAGGAUAGAUCUGGGUGAAGGAACCUUAAUUGUAAACAAGGUUUUCUCGCAGUGAGUCAAUGCACGUGUUAGCAGUCCCUCUGCUCUCUUAGGCAGCCAUUCUUACGGGUGAGCCACUUGGCAUGCAGCUGUUGCCCUGGCUGCUGGUUUAAGCACUGGCAUUUGUGCCAGGGGAGGAGGAAGAGGAGGACAAAACUGCAGAACCAGCAGAAGGCUGAGAUUGGAAGCCGCUUCCUUGAACCUUCCCCCAAAUAAUUUUUUGAACGUCAAAUCACCAAAGUUUAAUUACCAGGGUAGUAUUGGCAAAGUAUGCACUGAAGUCAGGACAAAACCAAGCUGCAUAAGUCACACUUUUAAUGGUUAUAUUUUUUUCCUCAAGAUCUUUUAAAGCAAUCUGUUUUUUAUUAGAAUGCUAACAAAUUGAGAUGGGAAAUACAAAUCUGAUGAGAUUUCUGGUUUCAAAGUGCAAUAAAUAUUACCCUACUUAAA
This is a messenger RNA of Pantherophis guttatus, 4428 nucleotides long. RefSeq names its product ubiquitin specific peptidase 28 (gene USP28). Gene Ontology annotation, molecular function: cysteine-type deubiquitinase activity; proteasome binding; protein binding. Gene Ontology annotation, biological process: protein deubiquitination; proteasome-mediated ubiquitin-dependent protein catabolic process; regulation of proteasomal protein catabolic process. NCBI's taxonomy places the organism in Eukaryota, Metazoa, Chordata, Lepidosauria, Squamata, Colubridae. The record is from RefSeq and is a predicted model, not a curated record.